CUCUCCACACCCUCCCAUCGCGGAAAAUGGCCUCUCCCGCAGUGGGGAUGGCCUCGCCACCCCGCAGCCCCCUCACAAGUGACAAAUUGAGCCUGCGUUGUGUGAACAAGGCCUUCAGUCGUGUGUACGUUCGUGUGGUUGAGGCGAGGCAUCGCGAGAAGGUGGAGCAGGAGAUCGAGAUGGCCACGGAGAAGGAGGACAAGAUGACACUGGAGGGCGGCAUGACAGGGGGAUUUGGUGGCGUGGAAAUCAGCGUGGAGGCGAGCAAAGGAAACGAAAAAAGUAAGCGGCACGCGUAGAGAGUGGUGACGCGAGAGAUGAGGGUGUGAUUUGACGCAUUCAGGCGAGAAGAAACAGGAGAGGACCUUUGUUCACAUCCAGUACGCCAAACUAAAGGACUCGCCCGGCUGGUAAGGACACAAGAGCAUUCCACCGAGGCUUUAUGUGUCUCCUGCCACGUGCACGUUCAGGACGGCUAUUGACCCUGGCAAAGAGGCCAUUGUGGCAAGCCUCGACUCCCCCCUCAUCUCCAUCAUCAUUGAGGACUCUGAGGCCUUUCAGCUGCUGAACCACCUCAUACAUCCAGAGCAGUACCCCAACGGCAUUGUCAUUGAGAGGGUGAGCAUGCACUCCUCCAUUUAUCUCGCAAUAUGAUGUCUCUGUGUGCCUGCAUGUAGGCCAAUCCACCUUUCUCUCCGGUGGAUGCUCUCGAGGAGGCGAAUAUCAAAGCCAAAGAGUCCGCCUUUCGCUUCAACAAUCUCAGCACGAAGCUCGUCUUGACCGCCGUGGAGAGCGCGGGUCUUGGCGUGUCAGUCGGUUUGGAGGAGAAGAAGAGCCGUGAGAUACAUGAGGAGGCCGAGCACUCGCAGCUGUGGAUGCGGCAAGUCGAUGGGCUGUGUCCUGCGGACGCCUUUCGUUUGCUGCCGAUGGCGUUUCCCGAUAAGACGCUUGCAUUGAGCACUAUGAUGGGCAACAAGCUUGUGCUGGCCUCACCCACAAUCAGUGAGGAAGAGGCGAAGUAUCAGCAGUGGAUCAUGGUUCCAGUCGAGAUAGAGGACAUUGCGCAGCCGACGGGCAGGAGCAGGUGUGUGCGGCCUGUUCUGCUGCUGUCAGCCCUCCAAGGAUCAGCUGGUUGCGUCGCUCGACAUGCAGUUUGAGCAGAGGCAGAGGAGGGGAAGCAGCAAAUUUGAUGACCACUAUGUGGCCCUCAAGUGUUUCGGGUCGUCAGACCAUGUCAUAAGUGCGAAGGCAUCUGGCAAGGGCAAGGGUCUGGUGAUGGCGAAGGCAGAGAACGGUGUACCAAUCGAGGCUCUGUGGAAAUGCAGUCGGCCGACUAAGAAGGUCAGCCAAAUAAGAUACCAAUACCCACCACGAUGUAUUCCUUUUGCAGAUGAGCCUGUUCGAGGCUUGUGCAGAGGGCAAUACAGAUGCUGUGCUGCAAAUCGUCGAAGCGCAUGGUGUCCAGAGUGUGCAGGAGAUCGAUGCGGUGAUAAUGGAGCUCGAAGGAAAAGAUGACGCGCAUUCAAUGAGUGACUAAUCCAUUGCAGGACGGUUUCACCGCAUUACACUAUGCCGCACAGAAUGGCCACGUUGAGGUUGUCAAGGCGAUUGUAGCUGCUGGCGGCACCAAUCUUAUCAAAAUGCAUGCAGAAGUAAAGGUCACAUGAGACAUACAAUGGCACAGAACCAAUGGUACCCACUACAACAUCAUCUCUUGCUUUCUGUCAGGACAAACCCACUGUCAUGCAUCUUGCGGCCGAAAAGGGUCAUACGGCAGUCGUCAUGGCACUUCUCGAGCCAGAAAAGGACCGUCACAAAGUCUUGUCGCUCACUGACAAGGUGAACGAGUUGUCAAGGGCUACGAAGAGAAUUGACAAUGAAUUGACAAUGGCAUUGCAGGAGUAUGCAACCCCGUUCGCGUAUGCCGCACGGAAUGGCCAUGUUGGCGUGAUGAAGGUGAUGUUUGAAGGUCGAGGCAAAGUGCUGUUGGAAGAUUAUGCCCUGGUAAACAAACACACACACACACACACACAUACACACACACACACACACAAAACGAAGGCACAAAGCUGCAUCUUCUUGUUGUGGGUUCCAACAGGAUGGUUUCUUCCCCAUCCAUGAGGCAGUUCAUAAGAAUCACGUCGCUGCCGUAGAGCAGAUAUUGACUUGGGGAGGCGAGAAGGAGCUGCACAGACGCGACGCAGUCAGCUCAGAAUAAAGAACUAGUCCUCGUCUGACACUGCGUGUGUUACUUGUCUCCUUCUUUAGAAUGCAAGCACACCAUUCCUCAGAGCUGCGUACAGCGGUCACGUCGAAGUGAUGCAGGUGCUAUAUGAUGUUGGCGGAAAGGACCUCCUCACACAACAUGCAGAUGUAAAGAAUAUACCACUGCCGCCUACUGAAACAGAAUCCUGCUGGUGCUUCUCUUGCAGAAGAGCUUUCACUAUACUGAGACAAAGAAGCUGAACAAAGCUGGAGCUGAAGCUGAAGCUCGUGACAUUCAAUGUACUUUUUCCACCGGUUUUGACAACGCCAUCGAAAAAAGACGGGCAGACAAUGUAAGUGUACAAGCAUUUCAGCCAUCGACAGGCGGUCAUUUGCUCUGUGUGUGGCUACAGGUUACUUGGGUGGAGCUGUAUCCAAUCCAUCUGGCAUCCUGUCAGGGCCAUGUCGAUGCAACGAAUCAGCUCAUCAAGUGGGGAGGAGAAGAAGAGUUGAAGAGAAGCAACACAGUAUGCUGGAAGGGAGAUGAAUCACUAGGCAGCUCUCUGAUUACUUGCGUGGCUGCAGUACCAUUACACACCAUUUCUCCUCGCGGCGCGUCGUGGUCACCUUGACGUGAUGAGGGCAAUGUUUGCGAAAAAGGGCGAAGAGUUGUUGGAGCAACAGACCUCGGUAAGGAGCCAGACAUCAGCAAAUAGAAUCAAAUAUAUGGGCUGUGUAAAUGUACAGAGUGGCAAGUUUGCGAUUCAUCUGGCAAUUGAGAAAAACCACGUCACCGUCAUCAGCCAGCUAGCCCAGUGGAGCACACAAGAGCUCGACAAAUCUGCAGUAAGGCGUCUUCUUUUGGCCCCGUAUGCAGUGUAUCAUUGGGUUUCUGUGGAUGAAUGCAGUGCCUGUACAUUGACGGACGGCAUGUGGUGUUCACACCCUUUUUCGUCGCCAUACGGCAUGGUCGCCUUGAUGCGAUGCGGACGAUAUAUGCCAGAAAAGGCAAGGCGUGUCUCUCCGAGAAAGUAGACUUCGGCGAGGAGACGAACGCCAUUGCCAAACCUAUGGCACGGGUCGCACGGCCUUUCACUGACGAUCAUGUGAGUGCCACCAUACUGUCGACAUAAACAAAUUCCAUUAGUCCUGACGUGUAUAUGGAAUGCAGAGAAGCAGGUUCCCAAUCCAUUAUGCAGCUGAAAUUCGAAACGUCGCCAUAAUCGAUCUGCUGCUCUCGUGGGGCGGGAAAGCCGAGCUGGACAAACAUGAUGAGGUGAGGUAUCGCAUGAAUUGCGUUGACAAUGUGGCUGCCACAUGUGUCUAUUGUUGGUGGUCAUAGAAAAAGAGGACACCCUUUCUCAUAGCUGCGGCUGACGGUGCUGUCGAUGCAAUGCGGACGAUGCAUGCUGUUGGAGGCAGCGAGCUGCUAGAACAACACGAUGAAGUGAGAUGGGUACAUGACAACGUCAGGUGAUAUCUUUGUGAUGUGCAUGCAGGAUGGCAACUAUGCCAUUCAUCUAGCAGUUCUCAAGAGAAAGAAACUUCCCAAGUGGGAUGGUAUUCAUCCUUCCAUCGAAGACCACGAGCAUUCUUCUGAAGCCGUCAAGCAACGUGGUCUUGAAGCAGCCGUCAAGCAACUGAUGGAGUGGGGUGGCGCUCAACUCUUGACCAAGAAGAACAAUAAGGUGAGGCAUCGCGCAAAUUGUGUUGACGAUGUGGAUGCUGUCUCUAUGAUUGGCGGCUACAGAAAAAGAGGACACCCUUUCUCAUAGCUGCGGCUCGCGGUGAUGUCGAUGCAAUGCGGGCGAUGCAUGCUGUUGGAGGCAGCGCGCUCUUAGAGCAACACGAUGAAGUGAAAGAGGAAGGGUACAAUGAGACAAAAUCAGGUGACAUCUUUGUGAUGUGUACGCAGGACGGCAACUACGCUAUUCAUCUAGCAGCUAUGGAGAAUUCUGUUGCGGCCGUUGAGCAACUGAUGGAGUGGGGUGGUGCCCAACUGCUGACCAAGGAGAACAAUGAGGUUGCUUUUCUUGUCGCUUUAAUCUCAUGAUUUUGCUGCUUGCUUGCCUCAGAAAAAGACCCCACUGGAUGUUGGAAAAGGUCAAUCGAGUACGGACCCUGUCCUGUUGUUUUGGUGGUAUGAGGGGAGGUCGACACCGUUUCUUCUCGCCAUGCGAGAUGGUCGCCUUGAUGCGAUGCGAGCGAUAUAUAUAUUCGCCAGAAAAGGCAAGGCGUGUCUCUCCGAGACCACAGAAGUAAGUGCCACUGCACUGCCGACAUAAAUAAACUUGAUUGGUCCUAAUGUGGAUGUGGAAUGCAGAUGGGCAGCUUUCCAAUCCAUUACGCAGCUGAGGGGGAAAAUGUUGCCAUGAUUGAUCAGCUACUGUCGUGGGGCGGGAAAGCCGAGCUGGACAAACAGGAUAAGGUGAGGUAUCCAUGAAUCGCGUUGACAAUGUGGUUGAUGGUAUGUGCCUAUCAUUGGUGGCUACAGAAAAAGAGGACACCGUUCCUCAUAGCUGCGGUUGGCGGUCAUGUCCGCGCAAUGCGGGCGAUGCAUGCUGUUGGAGGCAACGCGCUCUUAGAACAACACGAUGAAGUAAGGGGAAUAGUGCCACGGGAUAGUAUCAGGUGAUAUCUUUGUGAUGUGUACGCAGGACGGCAACUACGCUAUUCAUCUGGCGGUUGAGCAGUUCUUUCUCAGACGGGAGUUCCUUCCGGUCGUUAAGCAACUGAUGGACUGGGGUGGUGCCCAUCUCCUGACCAAGGAGAACAAUGAAGUGGCUUUUCCUGUCGCUUUGAUGUCAUGAUGAUCUUACUGCUUGCUUACCUCAGAAAAAGACCCCACUGGAUGUUGCGCCCGGAACACUCGCUCGCGAUCCGGGCGAAGUACGGCAGUUCCUCCGCAGCUAUAAAUAGGCCAUUUUCUGUUGUCUUGGUAUCGGACGGCGCAUAGGAAUGCUGUGUGACAGUGUGUGUGAGGACACGUAGUCAUGUGGCUGUUGGUCAUAUAUAUGGUGUGCCGUGAGACUCAAGAGCUUCACUGGCGCAACAUACGAGCCUGUCACGUUGCGCAGAAGAGGGAGACAUGGC
Messenger RNA from Vitrella brassicaformis, 5298 nucleotides. Lineage: Eukaryota; Vitrellaceae. The record is from the annotation of a GenBank genome assembly.